GAUUUCGGCUAGACAACACUAACAUGGCGUCGAAUCAAGAUUCCGCAAGUGUUCAAAAUAAACUUCAGUGCUCAGCGACUUUAAAGCCAAAAAAAAGAUCAAGUUACCACUGUUGUGUGCCUCUAUGUAAUGGAGAUUCCAGAUAUCACCAAGACCUGAAGUUCCAUCGCAUUCCAAGUGCCAAUGACGGCAAAGAAACCCGUAAACUUUGGCUGGUCAAAAUACGAAGAGACGAAGGGCCUGAUUUCAAGAUAUCAAGCAGCACAAGGGUUUGCUCGAGACACUUUUUAGAGGACGAUUACCUACCUCCUGAUAAUGCAGGACGGUGUUUAUUAAAAAAAGGGUCUGUUCCCAGCCAAUUUGACUGGUCUUCAAUGACUCCAAAAGAAGAAAACUAAUUCGCACUUGUACUGGGUAUGCGGAAUUGUCAAUAAUAAGUUUAUAUUAUCGCCUUCACCUGUACCUUGUUUCUUAAUGAUUAAAAUGUUAUUUGCUU
Messenger RNA from Xenia sp. Carnegie-2017, 496 nucleotides. RefSeq lists its product as uncharacterized. NCBI's taxonomy places the organism in Eukaryota, Metazoa, Cnidaria, Anthozoa, Malacalcyonacea, Xeniidae. The record is from RefSeq and is a predicted model, not a curated record. The transcript is spliced from 3 exons. The coding region runs from base 24 to 398 and encodes 124 amino acids. Gene Ontology annotation, molecular function: sequence-specific DNA binding.